Messenger RNA from Spea bombifrons (plains spadefoot toad), 2398 nucleotides. RefSeq names its product forkhead box E1 (gene FOXE1). Gene Ontology annotation, molecular function: RNA polymerase II cis-regulatory region sequence-specific DNA binding; DNA-binding transcription factor activity, RNA polymerase II-specific. Bases 491 to 1636 code for a protein of 381 amino acids. The transcript is spliced from 2 exons. Lineage: Eukaryota; Metazoa; Chordata; Amphibia; Anura; Pelobatidae. Gene Ontology annotation, biological process: cell differentiation; regulation of transcription by RNA polymerase II; anatomical structure morphogenesis. The record is from RefSeq and is a predicted model, not a curated record.
UUUGCAGAGUUCUAUUUAAGGCUUUGUGCUAAGUAACAAGGUGACAAUUCCAGGUGAUCUUCCUGCAAGCAGAGGCUGCCUCACACAUUGCAUUGUCUGGAUUCACUUUUCGACCUGGGUGUCCAGGAGUGAGGAUUACCUGUGUAUGGGAGGAGACCUACUUAGGUGUGUGUGUGACAGUCUAGAAGAUAAUAAGAAGCUCCAUCAUUCUCUUACUUGCUGAUCUGGAGCGAUAAACAGUCCCAUCCUCUGCACCUCCGGAUGUCUUGGCGACAAUAGAGUGUCACUCCUUCUUGCGUGGUGGUCCUCAUCUCUGUGGUAUGCACCUUUAGGUUGUAUUUUUUUCUGGGGAUUAUUGCAACAAUUGAAAGAAGAAGUGGGUAGCAGAUUGUACCUGUUGGAUAACUCCCACCCAACCUACCUCUAUUUGAACUGAACAAUUUGUCUUUUUAAUACCAUUUGGAAGGAACAUAAAUCCGAUUAAGUUGGAAUGACAGCAGAAAGCCAACAAUCUCCAACUAGAGCCACAGUGGCUGGUGACAGCCUACAACAAGCCAGCAGUUUUACAAUGCCUGUUGUCAAAGUGGAAAAGGACCCAGCGCCUGAAACAUGCAUCUCCUCUAAUGGACAGUCAGAUGCCGAGGAGACCCCAAAAGGAAGAAGGAGGAAGAGACCUCUCCAGAGAGGGAAGCCUCCUUACAGCUACAUAGCACUCAUAGCUAUGGCUAUUGCUCACUCUUCUGAUAGGAAACUCACCUUAGGUGGCAUCUACAAAUUUAUUACCGAGAGAUUCCCGUUCUACCGGGACAACUCCAAAAAAUGGCAGAACUCCAUUAGGCAUAACUUGACCCUGAACGACUGCUUCAUCAAAAUCCCUAGAGAGCCAGGCAGGCCAGGCAAGGGCAAUUACUGGGCUCUGGACCCCAACGCUGAAGACAUGUUUGAUAGUGGAAGUUUUUUGAGGAGAAGGAAACGGUUCAAAAGAACUGACCUCACAACGUACCCAUCUUACAUACAUGACACCAGCAUGUUUCCAUCUCUGCAGGUGGCUAGACCGACCUAUCCCAAUGCCAUGUACUCCAAUAUGACAAUGAGUCCAAAUUAUAGCCAGCAGAUUACCCCACAUUCUUCAGUCUAUUAUCCAUCUUCCUCACCUGCUUUCAGCUCUGGCCAGUCCAGGGUGUUUAGCAUCAACACGCUCAUUGGGCAUCCUAGUGGAUCUGAACACAGCCAGCAGGCAAGCAGGUCCAUUAGCCCAGAAAUAAGUUCCACCACAGCCAGCUCCUGUACCUAUGGUGGUACCAGCUACAACAGCCAGUCUGGUGGUGGCACCAUGCCCCCAAGAUCAAGUAACCCUGUUGCAUACUCCUACCCAGUUCCCAGCAGCCACCUACAAAUGAACCAGAGCUCAUACGCCCAUGCCAAUACACAACUCUUUGGGACACCAGGCAGGCUGCCCAUGCCAAAUUCAUCUUCCAUGAGCAACGAUACCAUGGACUUUUAUGGUAGGAUGUCUCCAGGACAAUAUACUUCACUUACUACAUAUAACACCAACGGGCAGCUGAAUGGCUCGAAUGCCUAUCUGAGGCAUACCACCUACUCAGGCAACAUGGAGAGGUUUGUGUCUGCAGUUUGACGUUAAAUGUGUUUGAGAUCUACUCUUCAGAAAAUGCAAGUAUCAGUGGAUCUCAGUAUGGAGCCACACCAUUGUACAGAAUCCAAAACACCAGUGAUUAUCUGAUAAGCUGAACUAGGGCUCAAAUCACUGUACUGUUGUGUACCAAAGAUGAGGUUCAAAAUGUUGAGAUUUACAUAGGUUAAUAUUUUUCCCUAUCUUACAACACGGAAAGACAAUGUUUUGCGUUGGAUUGCAAUAUGGACUAAAAGCUGCAAUAUUUGACAGCUAUACAUGUUUUUGUCGUCCAUAUUAUGUUUCCCUAUGGGAUGGAAAAAGAAAACAAUAUUUGUACGGUGUAAUAAUAAUACAUUAUUAUAUGUACUUAAUUGAUCUAACACAGGUAGGGUAAUGAUUUUAUACUACUCGUAUUUGCGUUAUUUUGGCAUGAAAUGAUAUUAUUCAUUUGAAAAACAAAAAUACCUAACAAAAGCUCGAGAGCUUCAAAAGUCGAUAGCUUCAAUUUGACAUUUAUAGUAGCAAUAAUUGUAACCGAUUAGAAACAACGUGAAACCAAGAUAUUAUUCAACAAAAUUGCACUUAUUUUUUAGGGAAUGAGGGGACUGUAUUUUCUUAAUUUUUUUUACAAUGUUCUUUUCGAAAACGUAAUAAAAAUUAAUUGAUUAGUAAUCACAAAAGCCUAAUCGUGAUGUUUUAAAUAUGUUAAAUAUGUAAUAUACUAAUUGACAAAUAAAUAACGAAUAAAUAAUCUAAUUGAAAAUA